Messenger RNA from Dromiciops gliroides (monito del monte), 3393 nucleotides. RefSeq names its product muskelin 1 (gene MKLN1). NCBI's taxonomy places the organism in Eukaryota, Metazoa, Chordata, Mammalia, Microbiotheria, Microbiotheriidae. Bases 1229 to 3160 code for a protein of 643 amino acids. Gene Ontology annotation, molecular function: protein binding. The record is from RefSeq and is a predicted model, not a curated record. The transcript has 23 exons. Gene Ontology annotation, cellular component: cytoplasm.
GAUCUUCAUCCAUCGUGACCCCAAUUGCCUAUGCCCCAUCGUGUUCACCGCCUUCUUCUCUCUGGCCCCUUUGCUUCUCACCUGGGAGGCUCUAGACCCACCUUGUUCCCCUGUAGGUGGGCAGGGAACCGGUGCUCUAGAAGCAGGGGAGUGGGGGAUUUCCCUCCUUUCUACGUCUCCUUCUCCUCUCCGCCCCCCGCCCUUCCUGCGUUGCUGCGCUUCCUGGGCCACUGGGUUUGGACUACUGCAGCAGCUGCUGUUCUGCUGUGUCAUGGAAGGAGGCAGCGGCAGUGGCUGGAGCACAAGGGGGAGGAGGGGAGGAACCUGAUCUCCGGUACCGAGGGGCUGGAGGCAAAUGCCCAGCUCCCACAGAGCCGCCUUAUAGCGGGGCAGGUGGCAGCCCUCCUACCCCGGGUGACACCCACCUCGGGGACCAUGGUUUCUUCUCCAGUCUUCAAAAAUCUAGGCUCCUGGGGCUGUGUUUGUGGGUCACCCAAAUAAAUCUUGUGCUCCUGGCAUUCUCUCUACCAUUGGACUCACAGUCCAUCCCAUACUUCAGAGACACUGAGGCAGACCAAUGGGAAGGAUAUGGGUUCCUUUGAAAGAAGAUUUCACCCAGUUUUGAUUUCUGUAAGAAGAAUGCUUGAAAGAGAUUGACUUUGUUCCAGAAAAGAGAGGACCCAAGCAACAAUACUUACUUAGUUCAGAAAGAAUGUAGUGAGCUGGGCCAGCCGUAGAGUUCCACCGGAUCUCAAUUUUGCCAUAUCCCGGAGUUUUGCCAGGAACCAAAGUCAACUUCACCGACCUAUACUUUGCAGAUUCCACUGUCUUUCCUAUCCUGAAAACUAGGACAUUUACAUUCCUCCAGUCUUAUGGCACCUCUUCUGCUCUGCAGUAGCUUUCAAAUAUCACUGACAAUAACUCAGCAAUCAUUCCCCAGGCGUGAAUAUUUUAGUGGAUAAGCCAAAUGACCAAUCUUCACGAUGGUCUUCAGAGAGCAAUUACCCUCCCCAGGUAUGAAUGAACAAUGAAAUGAGUAAAAGAUAGGUGGCAGGACAGAAAAAGAUGAAAAACCAUGGCUCAUCCGCAGAUUGGGUCAUCAGAAGAAGGGAGGUGCUAGUACCUGAUUCUCAAGCUUGAAAGACCUGCUAUAGUCCAGAGUAUCACAUUUGGAAAAUAUGAGAAGACUCAUGUCUGUAAUUUAAAGAAGUUUAAAGUCUUUGGUGGGAUGAAUGAAGAAAAUAUGACAGAGCUAUUAUCCAGUGGCUUAAAGAAUGAUUAUAACAAAGAAACAUUCACCUUGAAGCAUAAAAUCGAUGAACAGAUGUUUCCAUGUCGAUUCAUUAAAAUAGUUCCACUCUUGUCCUGGGGACCCAGCUUUAACUUUAGCAUCUGGUAUGUUGAACUUAAUGGCAUUGAUGAUCCCGAUGUUGUGCAACCCUGUCUCAACUGGUAUAGCAAGUACCGUGAACAGGAAGCCAUUCGCCUUUGUUUAAAGCACUUCCGUCAACACAACUACACUGAAGCAUUUGAAUCACUACAGAAAAAAACCAAGAUUGCUCUGGAACAUCCCAUGUUAACUGAUCUGCAUGACAAACUGGUGUUGAAGGGUGAUUUUGAUGCUUGUGAAGAGUUAAUUGAAAAAGCUGUAAAUGAUGGUUUGUUCAAUCAAUAUAUCAGUCAACAGGAAUAUAAGCCACGGUGGAGUCAGAUCAUCCCCAAAAGUAUGAAAGGUGAUGGAGAAGAUAGCAGACCAGGAAUGAGAGGUGGACAUCAAAUGGUUAUUGAUGUUCAGACAGAGACUGUUUACUUGUUUGGUGGCUGGGAUGGAACACAAGAUUUGGCUGACUUCUGGGCAUACAGCGUGAAGGAGAACCAGUGGACUUGUAUAUCUAGAGACACUGAGAAAGAGAAUGGGCCUAGUGCCAGAUCUUGUCAUAAAAUGUGUAUUGACAUUCAGCGAAGACAGAUCUACACACUGGGACGUUACUUGGAUUCCUCUGUGAGGAACAGCAAAUCUCUGAAAAGUGACUUCUACCGCUAUGACAUCGACACAAACACAUGGAUGUUGCUAAGUGAGGACACUGCUGCUGAUGGAGGACCCAAGUUGGUGUUUGAUCAUCAGAUGUGUAUGGAUUCUGAAAAACACAUGAUCUAUACUUUUGGUGGAAGAAUUUUGACUUGUAAUGGCAGUGUAGAUGACAGUAGAGCCAGUGAACCUCAAUUCAGUGGUUUAUUUGCUUUUAACUGCCAAUGUCAAACAUGGAAACUUCUUCGAGAGGAUUCUUGUAAUGCUGGACCUGAAGACAUCCAGUCCCGAAUAGGACACUGCAUGCUUUUCCACUCAAAAAAUCGUUGCUUAUAUGUGUUUGGUGGUCAGAGAUCAAAAACCUACUUGAAUGAUUUCUUCAGUUAUGACGUAGACAAUGACCAUGUGGACAUUAUAUCAGAUGGCACCAAGAAAGACUCUGGGAUGGUCCCAAUGACGGGUUUUACACAAAGAGCAACCAUUGAUCCGGAGCUGAAUGAAAUACAUGUCCUGUCUGGACUCAGCAAAGACAAAGAGAAGAGGGAAGAGAAUGUCAGGAACUCCUUCUGGAUUUAUGACAUUGUGAGGAAUAGUUGGUCUUGUGUCUAUAAAAAUGAUCAAGCUGCGAAGGACAAUCCAAGUAAAAGUCUACAGGAAGAGGAACCAUGCCCGAGAUUUGCCCAUCAGCUUGUGUAUGAUGAGUUACACAAGGUUCAUUAUUUGUUUGGUGGAAAUCCUGGCAAAUCCUGUUCUCCAAAGAUGAGAUUAGAUGAUUUCUGGUCAUUGAAACUCUGCCGUCCUUCAAAGGAAUACUUGUUGAGGCAUUGCAAAUACCUCAUAAGGAAACACAGGUUUGAAGAAAAAGCCCAGACUGAUCCUCUUAGUGCUCUGAAAUAUUUGCAGAAUGACCUUUAUGUAACUGUGGAUCAUUCAGACCCAGAGGAAACAAAAGAGUUUCAGCUCCUAGCUUCAGCUCUGUUCAAGUCUGGCUCAGAUUUCACAGCACUAGGCUUUUCAGAUGUGGAUCACACCUACGCUCAAAGAACUCAGCUCUUUGAUAUCUUAGUAAAUUUCUUUCCAGACAGCAUGACCCCUCCCAAAGGAAACCUGGUGGACCUUAUCACACUGUAACUGAAGAGUCAUUUGGCACAUACCUAUGAAGAAGAAGAAGAAGAAGUCUGCAUUCAGUAUUUGGGAUUUUGACUGUGUCGACUGACAGGUUGCGGUGAUAGAGGAUGACAUCAGAUCUUUGAAGGGAUCUCACUGUUUUAAGUUUUGACCCUCUUCCUUCAUACCCUCAGCUCACCACACUUUCCUUACCCUCUUCCUAAAUUAGGCAAAUAAAGUGGAAUUACUAUUCUUUC